Messenger RNA from Stylonychia lemnae, 3399 nucleotides. The record is from the annotation of a GenBank genome assembly. NCBI's taxonomy places the organism in Eukaryota, Ciliophora, Spirotrichea, Sporadotrichida, Oxytrichidae.
AUGAGAUCUUAUCUAUCUAUACUGGCACUCUCAGUGUUGCUGUGUGGCACUAGUACUGAAGCUAGAUAAAACAAAGCACUAAGAAAUGCUUAAUUCAAAGAGAAGUUGGAUAAAUUAAAGCUAGGGAAGGCAGAAGAAUGGGUAGAGCCCACUAUCGUGCACAUUGUUCCACAUUCCUACAAUGGCUAAUUCUUAGACGCUAUUGACUAAUAUUUCGAGGAGGACAAAGACCAACUCAAGCAAUAACACUUUGACAAAGUCUUCAAUUCUGUAGUAAGAGCCAUGAAAAAAGAUCCAACCAGGACAUUCUCUCAUUAUGAGGUGAAGCACUUCUCCAACUGGUACAUGAGACAGAAUCACGAUGUCAAGAACCUUAUCUACGAAUGGAUGCAAUAAGGCAAUUUCGAGAUUAUUGGAGGUGGCUGGGAAGUACAUGAAGAUGCCUGUCCCAACUACGCUGAUAUGCUCACAAAUAUUUAUAAGGGACACAAAUUCCUCUAUGAUUAACUUUGGUAUUUCCCAAGAGUUGCUUGGUCGCUUGAUCAAUAUGGACAUUCCUCAACGAAUGCCAGAAUCUUUGCUGAGGCUGGUGCUGAAGCUUUAUACAUCAGGCAUAUUGAUCCCCAAGAAAGAGAAAAGAGACUCUCUGAGAAAUCUAUGGAAUUCCUGUGGAGACCAAACUUCCAACAUCUGGGACGCAAAGCAGAAAUCUUUACCCAUGUGUUCUAUGAUUUCGAUGCCUCACCCUUUGAUUUUGAUGUCCUUGAUCCACCUGCUGCUAAUAGCACCUAGAACUUUGAAGUUGACAAGAAUGAAUGGGCUUGGUACUGGGGAAACAAAACUGAUGACUGGUGGUUUAAUGAAGACGAGUAUGAUGAUGACUGGAACAAAGAUGAAGAUGGAGAUGAAGAUGAUUGGUGGAAUGAUGAGGAGUUCUGGAAGGACCUCAUUGACAUUUUUAAGAAUGUAACAGAUCAGCUUAACAAAACUAUCGAAGAUUAACCACAAACCAGAAUGAGAUUAUUAAGAGAGUUUUAGCUAGGACAAUAAGUCAGAGUAGGCACAAGAAAACUCAAAGAUUUUGCAAUGGAGAUGGCUCAAUACUACAACACCCCUCAUAUACUAAUGAUGGUUGGAUCAAGCGUGAACUUCGAAGAUGCUGAAGACUAUUACCAUCAGAUGGACAUGAUGAUAGAACUAUUCAACAGAAAUCAUAAGGACAUUGUGCUGACUCACUCAACUCUCAGCUUCUUUGAUGAAGUGAUUGAGUUUCAUGCUUUCGACCAUCCUACAUCUUACUUCGAUAUAAUGCCGAUUGCUGACAGCCACCACAACUACUUCUCAGGCUUAUACUCUUCCAGAGAAAAUCUCAAGUCUUUGAUUAGAAGAGGAGGGUAGUAACUGUCUGCCUUCAGCAAACUUUUCACUUCAGAAAUUCUUCAUGACGACAUUAAAUAGGACAGAGUGAACAGAAUUCUUAACGUGACUGAUGAACUCUAAAGAGCUGUCGCUCAAGCUCAAUCAGUUGAUGGUGUGUCAGGUGUGAGCAAGAAAGAAUUCGCUGAUAAAAUCUCCAAGGAUCUUACUGCGGCAUUACAAAAAAGUAAAAGCCUUUCAGCCGAAAUAAUAGAUGCAGCAGCACAAAAAAUUGCUGGAAUCUCUCUUGAUAAAGGAGCUUCAUAUCAAUGGUGUUUAGAAAUUAAUAAUAUCAGCUCUUACCUUGAAUGCCCUAUUAAAGAUCAUGCUAAAGAUACAAAAUUAUAAAUGAUUGUAGCAGUCUUUAACUCAGCCACUGCCAACUCCAAAAUAACAUUAGUUGGAGUACCUCAUGGAAAUUUAUCAGUUCGUGCCUAUAAUGAGUCCUCAAAGUAAUUUGAAUUAACAAAUGCCACAGUGAUAUGCGAUCAAACUUCUGAGGUCAAUGACUGCAGACUUUAUGCUAAGCAUAAUAUCGAAGGCCACGGAAUAGGUUUCUUAGAACUAAAGUACGAUAGCAACUCCAACAUUACCUCUUAGAUUAAGCAAGACUUAACUUUCAAGAUUGAAAACUCAGUUUAAAUCAUUUAAUACAAGGGUGAAGAUUAAAAGCUAGGCUCUCAAUUCGUAAUUCAAAAGAAGAAAUAUAUCAAUAACUUCCACUUCUCAUUCGAUUUAAGGUACUAUCCUUCUUACCAGGGCUUCUAAGGCUCCAGAAGCGGUGCAGGUGUGUUCAAGCCAGCUGUCAAUGACUCUCUGAAGUUCAGCAAACUCGAUAAGAUCUACUAUCAGCAAGGAAGUGUUGUCUCUCAGAUUACUUUGAUUUACAGAGAUAGCAAAACUAAUGAGACUGCCGAGGUUAGAGCAAGACUAUACGAUGGUGAUUCUAUCAUUAAAUGGGAUGUCCUUGUUGGAGAACUACCAAGGUUAAAGCAAGGCCAAGAGAUCACCAUAAACUUCUAUAGUCCUGACAUUAAAAACGAUGGAGAAUUUUUCACUGACUCAAAUGGGCUUCAAAUGGAAAACAGGCAACUUAACUACAGACCAAAUUACAACUAUAUUCCUAAUUAACACCAAAACAUCUCACACAACUACUAUCCAGUUACUAGUGCGAUAGCAAUCAGAGAUAAGGGUUUCAGCUUAUAUCAAAUGACUGUUAUGACUAGCUAAACUCAAGGUGGUUCAGUUAUCAAGGAAGGAAGAAUUGAAAUAAUGCAUUCAAGACGACUAGUAUUUGACGAUAAUUACCACACGGGUGUUAUUCUUUCAGAGACCGAGCCAGUCUAGGCAACAUACUAUCUUCAAAUCUUCGACAGAGAAUUCGAAGAGUCUCACUAAAGACGUCUUUAACUACACAUGGAUAGUCCCCUUGUCACUUACUUUGCCUUCAACUACAAAGUUAACAGCAAGCAGAUCCAAAGCAACUCUUAACCUCUGUUGAACAUGCAGGAACUUAAAUCUGUUGGUAUCCCAAGCCUUGCCAAGGUUGAAUUCAUUCCAUUUAACAGAUCCCAGAUCUACUUUAGAAUAGAUAACUUGCAAGAUAAAUUUGACUCAAAACUAGGAGACAAACAGAAUGUCAGUUAUAUCGAUCUCAACGCCUUUGCUAACUUAGUCUACUUCAAGCUUCAUGGCAAAAACCUUACUAAAAAUCAAUAUAUGUGGAUUUCUGAAAUGACAAUCAGUGGAAACUAAGAGUACAAAUGGGCUAAGUAUGAGAAAGUUAUCUGGCAAGGAGCAGAUGAUGACUUUAUUGAUACCAGUCAACUUCCACUUGACAAGAGCUCAACGAUGGUUUCUUUAGAGCCACAAAGAAUCAGAAUGUUCUAUUUGGAGUACUACUACUGGGCUGGCGAAGACUGGGGUGAAACUGAUGAGAAAUACGAACCUCAAGUCAAUAAAACCAUUUCAUUCAUUCAAUGA